Molecule: messenger RNA, 479 nt
Organism: Cygnus olor (mute swan)
Lineage: Eukaryota; Metazoa; Chordata; Aves; Anseriformes; Anatidae
Product: vasodilator-stimulated phosphoprotein-like
Exons: 4
Biological process (GO): neural tube closure; axon guidance; actin cytoskeleton organization
Molecular function (GO): SH3 domain binding; profilin binding
Source: RefSeq, a predicted model, not a curated record
CCGCCCCGCCGCUGCCGCCGCUACCGGAAGGGCCCGGCCCGGCCCCAGCCGCCGCCGCCAGCAUGAGCGAGACGGUGCUGUGCAGCGCCCGCGCCACGGUGCUGCUCUACGACGAGGCCCAGAAGCAGUGGGUGGCGGCGGGGGGGGGCCCCCAGACCCCCAGCUGCGUCCAGCUCUACCACCACCCCGGCACCCACGCCUUCCGCCUGGUGGGGCGCAAGAUGCAGCCCGACCAGCAGGUGGUGCUGAACUGCCCGCUGGGGCGGGGGCUGCGCUACAGCCAGGCCACCCCCCAGUUCCACCAGUGGCGGGGGCCCCGCUGGGUCUGGGGGCUCAGCUUCGGCGCCCCCCGCGAGGCCGCCCUCUUCGCCGCCGCCGUCCUGCGGGCGCUGCGGGCGCUGGAGGAGGGGCCCUCGCAGCCCUGGACGGAGCCGGAGACCCCCGAGGAGAGUCAGGAGAGGUGGGUGCCCCCCCCCCCC